Penicillium argentinense is the source of this 762-nucleotide messenger RNA. RefSeq names its product flavin reductase family protein. Bases 1 to 762 code for a protein of 253 amino acids. Lineage: Eukaryota; Fungi; Ascomycota; Eurotiomycetes; Eurotiales; Aspergillaceae. The record is from RefSeq and is a predicted model, not a curated record. The transcript is spliced from 2 exons. Gene Ontology annotation, molecular function: FMN binding.
AUGUUCUACGAACCAGGAAAGACAGAACACAAUCUCCCGCACGAUCCGUUCAAGGCCUGCGUGGUCCCGCGACCGAUCGGCUGGAUCUCAACAAAGAACGGAAAAGGCCAAGCCAACCUGGCCCCCUACUCGCAAUUCAACAACCUCACCUUCGACCCGCCCUACGUAAUGUUCUCCUCGAACCAAACAGUGAACGGCACCCGCAAAGACACCGUAAUCAACGCCGAAGAAACCGGCCACUUUGUCUGGAACCUCGCAACCUGGGACCUACGGGAGGCUGUCAACAUCACCGCCGAACAAGUGCCCUAUGGCGUAGACGAGUUUACCCGGGCAGGGGUAACAAAGGAACCCGCGCGAACCAUGGACGUGCCAAUGGUGUCGGAAUCACCCGUCAAGUUCGAAUGCGAGUACCACUCGACAGUCCGACUGCCAGGCAACCCGCCGAUGGGCACGGUGGACGUGGUGAUCGGCCGGGUGGUGGCCGUGCAUAUCCGCGACGAGGUGCUGACGGACGGAUUGCUGGACGUGGCGAAGACACAGCCGAUUGCGCGAUGUGGGUAUUAUCAAUACACGGUUGUGCGAGAGACAUUUGAGAUGGUGAUUCCAGGGAUGUCGGAGGAUGUGCUGUAUGGGUUGGAGGGGAGCGCGAGGAAGAAUGCAGACGUUCAUUCGGGGGCUGCGGGUGGCCGUGCCAAUGCUGCUAAUGCUAGUGCUGCUAGUGCUGCCAGUGCCAAUGCUUUGGAGUCAGCCGAAUCAACAUAG